AUGGCUAGCUCUCCAGUUGUACUGUCUCGAUAUGAUCCGAGCGGUCAGUUUCUGGCCUACGUCACGGUAGCUUUGGACAAACAACGAGUCUCGGUAGAACCUAUAAGAACUGCCAAAAGUGAUGGUCUGGUGAAUGAGAAUUUUCUAUAUUUGGAAGAAUCGAAUUUGCGAGCAACGUGUUUGGAGUGGGUCACGCUAACUUCCGGCGACUCUCAAAUGGUCGCCAUUGGUCUAAAUUCGGGCGAAAUCUGGAUAUAUGCGCCUGCCGCGAACCAAAUUAUCUACAAAUUGUCAACUGGCAGCAUCGAUGCAAUUCAAGAUUUCAAAAUUCAAGGCGACAUCGCGUGGUGCUGUGAUCGUGGCGACACGAUAUAUAAGUUCAGAUUGACCGAUUUUACAAUGGAGAAGAAAUUUAAAGUCGACGGCUGCGAUAAUCUACAAAAAUUAUGCAUUGUGGACGCUGAUCAUAUUCUUGUGGCAUCUCAUUCCGUUUCUCUAGUGCAAGUCCACACUCACACCGUGGAAAGAACAUAUCCAGGCCAUAUAACAGCUGUCACAAAUAUCAAAAUGGUCAACCCCAGUACGUUUUUAACCAGUGCAUCAAAUGACAGAUUUCUGAACCUUUACGAUCUUGCAAACGGUGGUACCAGCUCCGUUUUGGUAUCACAGGCAGACGUAACCCAGGUGGCCCAUUUCAAAGAUUUGGUCGUAGCAGUGGCAUUAGAAGAUGGUUCUGUGGAAAUUUUCCCCGAUCCACUCGUUACCACCAGCAAUAAAAGACGCAGGGUGGUUUCGAAGCAAUCGGCACAUCGCUUGAAAAUACAGAGACCCACCAAUGAAGAAGUUGUGGCAGUGGUGAACGUUUCUAUAAGCGCAGACAUUAUCAAUUUUGCGUGGCUCGAAAAUGCCACCGUUCCUUACAGUGAUCAAAAGCAAUGGCGUGAAUUGCCCACUUCAAGCUUAAUAACAAAAGAACGUCCUUCUGCUGGAUCUAAAAAUGUGCAUAAAUCUCUACAUGGCCAUGAUCAAGCUGCACCCAAAUCGUAUGUCGAGGGCAAUGCAACUGUCACCUCCGGUGACAAUUUUAAGCACGUCAAAGAAGCUAUUUCUGAGCUAGAAAGAAGUGGAGAUGAUUUUGAAGAGUCUCUUGCCGAGAAAUUGGCACAGUCGUCCAUAGGACCAGACCGUUUUGAUUCUAAAAAAUCGAAAAAACGUGCCACCACAGGUACACUCACAGUAGUUCUUUCUCAAGCUCUUAAAUCUCAUGAUCACUCUCUCUUAGAGACGGUGCUGAAUAACCGUGACGAGAAAAUCAUCAAAGGAACCAUUGGUCGCUUGCAACCGUCGUUGGCGGUGCUUUUGCUGGAACGGCUUGCUGAGCGUAUCGCCAGACAAAGCAAUCGACAAGGUCCGUUGAACGUGUGGGUUAAAUGGUGUUUGAUCAUUCAUGGUGGAUAUUUGGCCCGGAUGCCAAAUUUGACUUCAAGUCUGGCCUCUUUGCACUCAACACUACGGAAGCGAGCGGAACUACUGCCUCGCUUGCAAGCUUUAGAGUCCCGUCUGGAGUUUUCCCUGAACCAGCUUGACGCUUACCGUGCUCGCAACGCUAUUUCUAGUGAGGAGUACGAAAGCCGUGAGGGCAAGGCCCAGGAAUCAGAUGACGAAAAUGAGGUGGAAUACAACGAAGAACUUGACGAUGCGGGUCUGAUAGAAGAUGGAGAAAUGGAUUACGACAGUGACGUUGAAGAAGAAGACGCAGGCUCUGUAUCGCCACUACCGGUCCAGUCCGAAGAACAAGAUUUCAUUAACGAUACAAGCCUCAAGCCGGAACUCGACGAAGGAUACAGUGACGUCGAAGUCGAAUGA
Lachancea lanzarotensis is the source of this 1866-nucleotide messenger RNA. RefSeq names its product LALA0S06e06238g1_1 (gene UTP5). The coding region runs from base 1 to 1866 and encodes 621 amino acids. NCBI's taxonomy places the organism in Eukaryota, Fungi, Ascomycota, Saccharomycetes, Saccharomycetales, Saccharomycetaceae. The transcript has a single exon. Gene Ontology annotation, cellular component: nucleolus. Gene Ontology annotation, molecular function: protein binding. The record is from RefSeq and is a predicted model, not a curated record. Gene Ontology annotation, biological process: maturation of SSU-rRNA from tricistronic rRNA transcript (SSU-rRNA, 5.8S rRNA, LSU-rRNA).